Austrofundulus limnaeus is the source of this 11085-nucleotide messenger RNA. RefSeq names its product Fras1 related extracellular matrix 3 (gene frem3). Lineage: Eukaryota; Metazoa; Chordata; Actinopteri; Cyprinodontiformes; Rivulidae. The record is from RefSeq and is a predicted model, not a curated record. The coding region runs from base 233 to 9637 and encodes 3134 amino acids. Gene Ontology annotation, biological process: anatomical structure morphogenesis; cell communication. Gene Ontology annotation, cellular component: membrane. The transcript is spliced from 24 exons.
UAUUACCUGCACAGCCCUGCAGCAUUCACCACACUUGUGUCUCUGUGCGGCCACACUACAGCACAGAGACACAGAGGACAGAUUUAAAGGCCCUUACCAUCAGGGAGAGAUUUCUUUUCUUUUUUUUUUUUUUUGUGGGUGUGUGUGUUGGGGUGCCUUUUGUGUCCCACUCAAAGGAGGAAACCUGACUGCGGCAGUUGAAUUUUAAAUUUCAAGGGAACUAGCAGUGGAUAUGGCUGAUUGUCUGCAAGGUUCCCAACUUUGUAAAAAGUGGGCCUUUUUUAGAUGCCUGCUUGUGUUUUUAUAUCUCAACUCCUGUGUUGGCUCAGUACUUUCACAGUCAUUCGGUUCUCGUCCCCUGUACCACCACAGGUCUGGACCUGAUGAAGACAACAUCCUCAUUGCCAACAAUGGAAUCAGGGUACCUUUUGGGAGGUCUGUGUUUUUGGACCCAGUGAAUGACCUGGUAACCGAGGUUCAGCCUGGUGACCGCUGCCACAUAACGGUUCUGGAUAAUGACCCUUUGGCCCAAAAACCUGGGACGCUAUCCCCGCAAAAGUUUCCUUGUUCAUUUGGAGCGAAUGAAGUGAAGUACACUCAUUUUGGAUCUCGGAGUCCCAAUAGGGAUCGUAUAAAGUUGCAGCUACGCUAUGACUCCCAGACGGACACAGUUAUCAUCCCUUUCAUGAUGGAAGUUGAGGUGGUUUUCCAUCAACUUGAGAUCCUUCUCAGGAAUAUGCCCCUCAGUGUUGAGAAACUCAAUGGGGACAGCAGCCCCAUUGACAAAAAGGCUCUGGAGUUCUCCUAUGAGGAUGGUGUCACGCAGUGUAAAAUUGCCACUCUGGUCGGCACUGGAGGUCUUCCCAGGUAUGGCACUCUACUGAACAGUCCCACUAAUGGUCAAAUGGUUGACUGUGAUGAGUUUGUUAAAAUGGGCAUUCAAUACAAACACACUGCCAAAACCAAGUCACCAAACAGAGAUUAUAUUCCAAUGAUGGUGGAGCUGCAGGAUAAUGAUGGCAACACAAUAAUGCAAGAGCAUUUCCAAAGCAUGGUCAGAAUCAGAGAAGGUGCUGAGAACACCGCUCCCAAACCCAGUUUUGUAGCUAUGAUGAUGAUGGAGGUUGACCAGUUUGUGAUGACUGCAAUUACAAGUGAUAUGCUGGCCGCUGAAGACGUUGAAUCUGACUCAGACGAUUUGAUCUUCAACAUUACAUCACCAAUGAACCCCAGAGAUGGCUAUAUCAUUAGCACAGAUGAUCAAAACCUUCCCAUCACUUCCUUCAAUCAGAGGGAUGUCAAAGAUCUGAAAAUAGCCUACAAACCUCCUUCAGAGGACUCAGACCAGGAGCGGAUUUUCCAGCUGGAGUUUGAAAUUAUAGAUACUGAUGGUGCUGUGUCUGAUCCAUUUGCUUUUAUGAUUGUAGUGAAGCCUAUGAACACUUUGGCUCCAGUUGCAACCAAAAACACAGGACAGCUGUUGUUUGAAGGGCAGUCUCGAGCUCUCUCCAGUGCACAAAAUUUAGAGAUAAGUGAUGAGGACAACCUAGAGGAUGUGAAGAUUACAGUCAUUGAUGGUUUAAAACACGGAGACCUGACUGUUCUUGGCGCACGCAGAAAAUUCUUCACACCAGCGGAUCUGGAUGCUGGCAUUAUCGUGUACCAGCACGAUGGCAGUGACACAUACAGCGACAACAUUAUUUUCAGAAUGACUGAUGGACGUAAUGACGUAGAAUUUUUAUUCCCUAUUACUAUUGCUCCAACUGAUGAUGAACCCCCUAUAAUCAAUGCAAACACUGGCCUGGUGCUGUUCAAAAAUGAAAUUAUGCAGAUCUCUCCCUUCAUCCUGAGUGCUACAGAUAUUGACUCAGAAGAUUCCACUAUUAAGUUCAUCAUGGAAGCACCAUUUUCUUCUACAGGGGAGCUCCUGCUCAGGCAAACAGAGCCCCCAACUGACCCAUCUCAAUGGAAGUUCAGUGGGACAGAUGAGAUGUUUGAGCAGGUGGUAACUGAAUGGUUUCAGCAGGAUAUUCUUGAUGGAAAGUUGUUCUAUCGUCACAUCGGACCCCACAGCACCACCACCGUAACGGAUCAAUUUGUGUUUCGUGUCCAGGAUGACAAUGACCCACCUAAUCAAUCGGGGGAGCACACCUUCAUCGUUAAAAUCCAUCCUGUCGAUGACCUCCCCCCUGUGCUUUUCCAAGGCACCACCCUUCACAUGACAGUCAAGGAAUACGAGCUAACAUUUUUUCAGAAGAAAUUCCUGUGUUUUACUGAUCUCGAUUCAGAUGACAGAGACCUGAAAUACACUAUCACUAAACCACCAACUGACUCGGACGAGAACAAUCCAGCACCUUUAGGGGAAAUUGUACUUACUGAGAGCCCUGACAUUGCUAUAAGGGAGUUCACACAAGCCCAAAUAAAUCACCACAAAGUAGCUUACAAGCCUCCAGAUGUGGAAUUGGGCAUCACUCCAAAAGUAGCUCAGUUUACAUUUAUCGUUGAAGACACAGCUGGCAACUCAGCCGAUGGACUUUUCACAAUUUUCCUUCAACCAGUUGACAACAAACCCCCAUUCAUCACUAACACAGGAUUCACUGUUUUAGAAAAAAGUACGUAUAUUAUUACCAAUAAGGAGUUAUAUGCCACUGACACUGAUACAGAUGAUGAAAAUAUCAUCUUCACUGUGACCCAAAUUCCUCGAUAUGGAGAGCUGCAGUAUUUAGGUGUUUUUAUGUCUAAUGGUGAAACAUUUGUGCUUGAAGAUGUUGCAAAUGGUCGCCUAACUUACCUCCAUGGAGGAGAGGAAUCACUCAAUGAUCUCUUUAAACUCUCCGUAAGUGAUGGUUUCCAUGAAGUUCCCAUUGUAAUAAGGAUCACCAUUGAGCCAGUUGAUGACGAGACCCCCAAAAUCAUGCUUCCAGAUGGUCUGCUUGGAGCCUCCAUUGAUGUGCUUGAAAAUGGAGCAACAGAGAUUACAGCCAAUGUCAUUCAGGGUCAAGAUAAAGACACUGAUGACCUCAUGUUAACUUUUAUUGUUGAGGACUCCCCCAGACUGGGUGAAAUUCUGGUUAAUGGCGAACCUGCUGAGAGAUUCACCCAAGAGGACAUCAUCAAUGGAAUGGUGGUCUAUGCUCACACGUCUGGCGAAAUUGGUCCUGUCAAAAAGCAUGACUCCUUCAACCUAACUCUUUCAGACAUGUCUGAUCAGUGGGUUGUUGGUGGCAACAAAGUCCAAGGCGUGACAGUUCACGUCACCAUUCUUCCUGUUGACAGCAUUCCGCCUGUUGUCAGGGUUGGGGGGCAGUUUGUUGUGGUGGAAGGGGAGAAAAAUGUCAUUACUUUGGAAAACAUUCAAGCUGAGGAUAUUGACACCAACAAUGAUGACAUCUUGUGCACAAUCAUUGUACAACCAGCAUCUGGUUAUGUGGAGAAUAUUUCCCCAGCCACAGGUUCUGAGAAAUCAAGAGCUGGGACAGCCAUCAGUGCUUUUACCAUAAAGGAUGUUGCUGUUGGUCAUGUUUACUAUGUUCAGAGCAUUCAUAAAGGAGUUGAACCCGUUGAGGAUCAGUUCACGUUCCGCUGCUCUGACGGUAUUAACUUCUCUGAACGCCACUUCCUUCCUAUAGUCAUCAUUCCAGCCAAUGACGAGAAGCCAGAAAUUUUUGUGCGUGAGUUUGUGGUAUUGGAGGGCAUGAAUAUUGCAAUCGACACACCAAUUCUAAACGCAGCUGAUGCUGACAUUCCUGGGGAUGAACUGCACUUUGAGAUCAUCAAAAAUCCUAAGCAUGGUGCAAUAAUUCAACAGCUUAGCUCUGGCACCAUCCCUGUGGAGACGUUCAGUUUGGAACAGAUCAAAGAGGCAACCAAUAUUGUUUAUGAACACGAUGACUCCGAGACCAAAAAUGACAGCUUUGAGAUCAGGCUUUCCGAUGGUAAACACAGAGUGGAAAAAACAGUUCACAUUAUGGUUAUUCCCGUUGACGAUGAGACACCAAGAAUGGCUAUAAACGAUGGCCUUGAUGUUGAGAUUGGAGAGACUAAAGUGAUCAGUAACAAGGUUUUAAAAGCAACAGAUCUUGACUCUGAAGACAAAGAUUUAACAUACUUUGUGCGAUAUGGUCCUGGUCAAGGUUACCUUCAGCGCAUAAGCAAAUUUGGUGAUGUCUUAGGAAAUAUAACGUUGGGAAUGAAUUUCACCCAGGAUGAAAUCGACAUGCAACUUAUUCAGUAUGUGCACACAGGUCAAGAGGGAAUCCGUGACCUGCUGAAAUUUGAUGUUACAGAUGGUAUAAAUCCACUUAUAGACCGCUACUUUUACAUCAGCAUCGGAAGCAUUGACAUGAUAUUCCCAGAUGUUAUCAACAAAGGUGUGAUUCUCAAAGAAGGGGGAAAAGUGACCCUCACCACUGACCUCCUCAGCACCACAGACAUCAACAGUCCGGACGAGUAUCUCAGCUUUAGCAUUACAAGAGCACCUAGCAGAGGCCAUCUAGAGUGCACUGAUCACCCAGGUGUUCCUAUUUCUACUUUCACCCAACUGCAGCUUGCUGGUAACAAGAUAUACUAUAUCCACACCUCUGAUGAUGAGGUGAAAAUGGACAGCUUUGAGUUUGAAGUGACUGAUGGGUACAAUCCAGUCUUCCGAACCUUCAGAGUGUCCAUCACUGAUGUUGACAAUAAGAAACCUGUCUUGACUGUACAGAAGCUGGUUGUUGAGGAGGGAGAAACCAAACUCAUUACCCCAUUUGAGUUGACUGUUGAGGAUCGGGACACGCCUGACAACCUGCUUCGCUUUACUGUCACACAGGUGCCCGUGCAUGGACAACUGCUCUUCAACAAAACCCAACCAAUUACGACCUUUACCAAGCAGGAUCUGAACGAGAAUCUUAUCAGCUAUAAGCACGAUGGCACUGAGACAAACGAGGACAGUUUCUCUUUUAUUGUCACGGACGGCACUCACACAGACUUUUAUGUUUUCCCUGAUACUGUGUAUGAAACCCGUAAACCUCAAAUGAUGACCAUUCACAUCAACACGGUGGACAACGGUGUGCCCCAGAUUGUGGUUAACAAAGCUGCUGCCUCACUGAAAGUCCUCCACACGGGACACCUAGGCUUUGUUAUCACUAGCAAGGUCCUUCGAUCAGAGGACCGAGACAGUCCUCAGAGAGUUUUGAAGUAUACUGUGUCUGAACCACCCCUGCAUGGCUUCAUCAUCAACACUGCACUGGGCAAUGAUAGCAUAAAGACCUUCACGCAAGCUGAGAUCAAUGACAUGAAGAUCUGUUAUGUGCUGUUGGACAGGAGCAACGCCACAAGUGAUAUCUUCUAUUUCACAGUUGAAGACAAUGGAGGAAACAAACUCAAACCUCAACCAUUCCGGCUCAACUGGGCCUGGGUCUCUUUGGAGCGGGAAUACUACCUGGUGGAUGAGGACGCCAAGUUCUUGGAGGUGACCCUGAAACGCAGAGGCUACCUGGGAGAAACCUCUUUUGUCAGUAUUGCAACGAAGGACGGCACAGCAGAGCAGGACAAGGACUUCCGUGGUAAAGCUCAGAAGCAGGUCCAGUUCAACCCGGGCCAGACGACAGCAACCUGGAAGGUGAAGAUCUUCACAGAUCAGGAGUUUGAAAUCUCAGAGACCUUUGAGAUUCAGCUUUCAGACCCUGUUAUGGCAGCGCUGGAGUAUCCCGAUACAGCGACAGUGGAGAUUGUGGACCCUGGAGAUGAAUCAAUGGUCUUCAUUCCACAAGCUGAAUUUAGGAUAGAGGAGGACAUCGGAGAGUUGUUAGUGCCUGUCAGGCGUUCAGGAGAUGCCAGCCAGGAUCUUAUGGUAGUUUGUUACACUCAGCAAGGCACUGCCACCGGCACCGUCCCCUCCACAGUCCUGUCUUACUCCGACUACAUCACAAGGCCUGAGGACCACACCACCGUGCUACACUUUGAUAAGGAUGAACGAGAAAAGAUCUGCCGCAUCAUCAUCAUUGACGAUUCCCUGUAUGAGGAAGAGGAGAGCUUUAAUGUCAGCCUCAGUAUGCCCAUGGGUGGGCAGGUGGGAGCCCACUUCCCGUCCUCCAAAGUGACUAUUUUGGCAGACAGUGAUGACGAGCCUUCACUGUACUUCGGAGAACCUGAGUAUGUUGUAGAGGAGAGUUCAGGCUACGUUGAGGUUAAGGUCUGGAGGACAGGGACCGACUUGUCCAAAACAGCAACGGUCACCGUCCGCUCCAGGAAGAGCGAUCCUGUUUCAGCAGAAGCUGGACUUGACUACGUGGGUAUCAGCCGCAACCUGGACUUUGCUCCAGGAGUGACGAUGCAGACAUUCAGGGUGACCAUCUUGGAUGACUUGGGUCAGCCAAAGCUAGAGGGUCCAGAGACAUUUGACCUUGUGCUGAGGAUGCCCAUGAAUGCUGUGUUAGGGGAACCGAGCAUGGCAACCAUCACCAUCAAUGACACCAUCACUGAUUUGCCGAAGGUUCAGUUUAAGGAUGGAAACUACAAGGUGGAUGAGUCGGAUGGAUCUGUGAGCGCCACCGUGUAUCGCAGCGGAGACAUCAGCCUCGUAUCCACAGUCCGCUGUUACACCCGCCAAGGAUCUGCUCAGGUCAUGAUGGACUACGUCGAGAGGCCAAACACUAACGCGUCAAUCAUCACUUUCCUGCCAGGUGAGUCUGAGAAACAGUGUGUGGUCAGCCUGACGGACGACGCGAUCCACGAGGAGGAUGAGGAGUUUCGCUUGGUGCUGGGAAGUCCCCAGAGCAAGUCUCGAUAUGGAGCCUCUAUCGGGGAGCAGAAGGAAGUGCUGGUCACCAUCACAGAUGAGAAAGAUAAGCCCAUCAUCCGAUUUUCAGAGAUCAAGUAUAGCGUGCGUGAACCGCAGGUUAAAGGUGAUGUGACAACGGUGAAGAUUCCCAUUCUACGUUUUGGAGACACCUCCAAGGUCUCAGUAGUGAGAGUACACACAAAGGAUGGUUCUGCAACCUCCGGAGAUGACUAUAACCCACUGUCAGAGGAUGUGGAGUUCAAAGAGAACGAUAAGGAACAUUUUGUUGAAAUCGAGAUCCUGUAUGACGGUCAGAGAGAGAUGAGAGAGGCCUUCACUGUACACAUGAAACCUGAUGACAACAUGGUGGCCGAACUACAGAUGAACAAGGCCAUUGUGUACAUUGAGGAGAUGGACAGUGUAGCAGAUGUUACCUUCCCUGCAGUCCCUCAGGUGGUGUCCCUGCUCAUGUAUGAUGACACAUCUAGAACCAGAGACAGGCCGUACCCGCCCAAUGGAUACCCUGUGGUUUGUGUGACGGCCUGCAACCCAAAGUACCAUGAUUUCGACAAAACAGGAUCCAUCUGCUCUGCUGAGAGCAUCAACAAUACUCUGACCCAGUAUCGCUGGCUGGUGAGCGCUCCCACUGGGUCAGAUGGAGUGACUAGUCCCAUGAGGGAGGUAGACACUAACACUUUCUUCACCAACACCAAGUCAGUCACCUUGGAUUCAAUUUACUUCCAAGCCGGUUCCAGGGUUCAGUGUGCAGCAAGAGCUUUCAACGCCAAUGGAGAUGCUGGCCUGGAGCUGUCCAGUCCCAUUGUUGUGAUUAGCAAUGAAGAAGGUAUGUGUCAGCCACGACUCCCAGGAACUGUUGGGGCUGAACCUUUCUCUGCUAAGAUCCGCUACACAGGCUCAGAUGAUCCAGACUUCCCUAACCUCAUCAAACUGACCAUCACUAUGCCUCACAUGGAUGGAAUGCUACCAGUGAUCUCCACAAAACCGCUAUCCAACUUUGAGCUCACUCUGAGCCCGGAUGGCACACGUGUGGGUAACCACCGCUGCUCCAACCUACUGGAUUUCAAUGAAAUCCAAACUGGCUAUGGCUUUAUCACAGACGCAACAAAGAACCCUGAAAUCAUUGGGGAGACUUCGCCAUACCAGUACAGCACUGCUAUGCGUUCAGCCAAUUCUCUGCGCUUCUAUAGGAACCUCAACUUGGAGGCCUGCCUCUGGGAGUUCACCAGCUACUACGACAUGUCAGAGCUGUUAAAUGACUGUGGAGGUUCCAUAGGCACUGAUGGACAGGUGCUGAAUCUUGUCCAAUCAUAUGUCACCCUGCGUGUACCUUUAUUUGUGUCCUACGUCUUUCACUCUCCUGUGGCUGUCGGGGGCUGGCAGCACUUUGAUCUGCAGUCAGAGUUGAAACUCACCUUUGUAUAUGAUACAGCAAUUCUGUGGCAGGAUGGUAUCGGCAGCCCACCUGAAGCUGAACUACAAGGAGCCAUGUACCCCACCAGCAUGCGCAUAAAUGAGGAGGGUCGCCUUGUAGUUUACUUCAAGACGGAGGCUCGUUUCAGAGGACAGUUUGUUAUGUCUCAUCCAGGAACCAGUGUGUCGUCCAUGGUGAUAUGUGCUGACCAUCCUGGGCUGACCUUUACUCUGGCCUUGGUCAGGACAGAGCCGACCUACAACCAGCCCAUGCAGCAGUGGAGUUUUGUCUCCGAUUUCGCAGUGCGAGAUUACUCUGGAACCUACACUGUGAAGUUGGUUCCCUGCAUUGCUUCACCCAACGGAGAGUUUAGUAUCCCUCCUGUGUGCCACCCAAGAGAGCCGCUUACUUUUGAUGUAGACAUUCGCUUCCAGCAGGUGAGUGACCCAGUGGCAGCUGAAUUCAGUCUAAAUACUCAAAUGUUCCUCCUGUCCAAGAAAGAGCUUUGGUUGUCUGACGGCUCAAUGAGUUUUGGAGAAGGAACUGAUGCUGCUUUUUCAGAAGGCUCCAUCAUUUAUGGCCGUGUGAUGGUAGACCCUGUCCAGAACUUGGGCGACUCCUUCUCCUGCAGCAUUGAGAAGGUGUUCCUCUGCACCGGAGCCGAUGGAUACGUCCCCAAAUACAACCCCACCAACAAGGAGUAUGGCUGCUUGGCAGAUGCUCCCUCUCUGCUUUACAGAUUCAAGAUUCUGGACAAAGCCCAGCCAGAGACUCAAGCUCCAGCAUUUGGGGACGUGUCUUUUAAGGCCAAACUGGCACAAGACACCCCUGGAGCACAGCCUUUGGUCAGACAGCCAGGCUCAGAUGGCUUCAUGCUUUCCUCUUCACCACUUUUUCAGGUGGCUGCUGGCAGAGAAUGGUUCAUCCACACCAUUUAUACCGUCCGCUCCAGAGAAAACGCCAAUCGUAACAUCGGCAAGCGGAGUGUCGAGUACCUCCAACAUGGUUUCUCCUCCGCCUCAGAAGUAGUCAAUCGCCACCGCCGUGCCGCCCCGUUGUUCUCCAGUCCGCCCCUGGCCCAGGACAUCGGUGUCAAAAACAACCGAGGCACCAACAUCCAGCACAUCGCUCUGGACCGGUCAGACCGCAUGGUGGUCAACCAGAGGCAACCCUGGUCUUUGAGCCAUGACCACCUUUUGGAGCGCCCCCUUCUGGAGAGUUCAAGCAGAGAGCCGGCUGAUACCUUCUAUCUACCCAUGCUGGUGGGCGUUGCAGGUCUGAUCUUGCUCAUCUGCGUCAUCGCAACCGUUGUUAUUCUUCUGCUGCGGCGCAAGAGGAGGGAAAAGAAAAGUCAGUUCCCUCCAUACGCCACUUCCUCCUCAUCUGCCUACAGCCACGGUUUGGUUGGUAUGUGGAGCAGUUCGGACAGCUCUGAAGUCUAAAGGUGGAUCGUGCUUCCCCUCAAAACAUGUCCCUUAUUUAAAAAAUAUAUAAUUACCAGUCUCCUUCACCACUGUGCCUUUGAAAUUUAGCACUGAAAACAUCCCUGUGCAACUUGUGGACAGAACAUCAGUGCUCAGGGGCCUACAUGCAGAGAAUGUACCAGUUAUGAGGCCUAUUAAUAUCUGAUCCUUAAUUUUUCUGCAAUAAUGUACUGUAAGCUUGUACCUUCAACAGCUGAUUCAGAAUUACAGUGUUCCGAGUGUUCAGUUGUAAAAAAAAAUGCAUUUUCACUUGGCAUUUGCAAAUGCAUGCUAGUAAACUAAAUGCAGCGGAUUCAUGAGUGAAAGAAAGGUAACUUUUAGUUUCAUAUUUUUAAAAUAUCAAGUUUUAUAUCACUGUAAUUCAUUGUUUUGUUUCGUGGAGUCAGAUAGAACUGACCUGAAUGAAUGACGAUGUGAUCAUUUUUUUCCGUUGUGCUUUUAAAAGCUUGCUCACCACUGACAACUAUCACUUUAGAGUGACUGGAAGGGAUUGUAAAUGUUAUUUUAGUCUUCUGAGAAUGCAGUGUUUUGUAGGUUCGUGAGAUAAAUGUGGCUGAAAUAUGUUUCGACUUUAUCUGUGUAGAUAUUAAAAGAGGACAGUGACAAAAACAAAAAUGGUAUUUCACCCUGAUGAAACUUGAAAACAGUAAGUCUGAUUUGCUCAUCAGGUCUUGGCAAAACAUGUUUGUGACAAUUUCAAAGGUUUGGAUGCAACUAUACUUUAAACUGCUAAAUAUAAAUGUUUUUAAAUGAGUCUUUUUUGACCAGACAGGUUUUUUUUAUAUAUAAAAAAGGAAAGAUUUAUUUGUGAUGAUCAAAGGGACAUUUUGUACUUCACAAAAAGAUGAAAGAACAAUUCUUUUUCUUAAAAAUAAAGUUGGUACUUAUUGUUACAUGGAAUGCAGUGCAACCAGCAGGCAUAAAUACAUUUUAGAUAACUACUAGUAAAGAAACAAAAAACAUACUAAACUAAGCCAGCACAGCUGCAGUGUUUAGGUGAGUGACAACAAGGCGGGCUCAUUAAGGAGCACUUUCCUAAAACCUAAUACAACCAGAUCAGUCCGUCAAGGAUUUUUACACAGUACAUUAUCACAUCCUGCAAAACAAACACAGAUACUAGGACUAAUGACACCGGAGCUGGCUGCCGGGGUCAAACGCUGAACCUGUAGUUUGUGCGCAGCUUCACAAUUUCAGCUUCUUCCUGCGUCCUCGACCAUCCAGGGUUCCCUCUGGUUUACGUUUCUGCGCCUGCGAUAAGAGCAGAAAAUGGUCAGGAAUACCAAACACAGAAAAAUGUCAAACAUUUUUGCUUUUAAGAAAGAUGUGCCCUGUGUGUAAGUUAAACCUGAUUUGUACUGAAUGUCAGAUAUUACACCAGCACUAAAUUAAACCAAUGCUGUUAUCUA